Molecule: messenger RNA, 318 nt
Organism: Hydatigera taeniaeformis
Lineage: Eukaryota; Metazoa; Platyhelminthes; Cestoda; Cyclophyllidea; Taeniidae
Source: the annotation of a GenBank genome assembly
AUGGAGUCGCGUUUCCAUGCGCUGGGCGACUUUUUAUUCUGUUUCGCGGCCAGUAAAGCUUGGUGCCUUCGCAUGGAACUCUCGCUGUUUAGGUGGGAAGGUGAGGAGGAGGUGGAGGAGGAGGAGGAGGAGGAGGAUGAUAACACAGGCUCUAAGGGAGGUCAGCUACCUGAGGUCAGGAGACGGGGCAUGGGCGCUCGAGGCGUCUUACUGCGCGAAGCCGAGGAAGCAGGCCGAGGAGGGCGUGAGGAGGAUGCAGGUGACACACUUGAUGUGGAGGUUGGUUGGGGUGUGCUAUUAGUGGGGGUUGAGAGUUAG